ACCUAAUCUGAUCCACCCACCUGAAACACUGCGGGUCUGCCUUUAGUUAGGGCAGUUUCCCUGAGAGAGAUGGAGAGAAGAAAGAGAGAGAGAUAGACAGAAUAAAGAGAGAGAGACAGAAGAAAGAGAGAGCGAUUGGGAAUGUAGGCUACCUUUGCGCCACACCCGCCCUCACCCAUGUCGUCAUGCUUUCGGGGCGGGGCCUGAGGAAGAGUGCGCAGUGAGAUAGGAAAGCCAGAGAGAAGUCGAGUGAUUCGGAGCCAGAAGACGAGCCGCGGACUGCUACAUUUUAUGGUCGAGAAGUCAAGCACCUGUUGAGCGGCAGGCGCACCGAAAGUUUUCUGUUGUUUUUGAGGACAGCGAGAGCGCACAGUUGCGGAUUAAGAGAUGACGGACGCUAUUUUACCAAACGGCUGCAAGGCGAACGGAACCGUGGAGAACGGCUACUUUAAAAAGGGCUGCAACCCACUGGCUCAGACCGGCCGCAGUAAGCUGCAGAAUCAGAGAGCCACCCUCAACCAGCAGAUCAUCAAACAGAUGAGAAUGAGAGCCGGAGCAGAGAAUCUCCUCAGGGCGAGCAGCAACAAUAAGGUGCGUGAGAGUGUCCUGCUGGAGCUCAGCUUCGUCAACUCCAACCUGCAGCUCCUCAUGGAACAGCUGGAGGGCCUCAACAGCUCUGUGGAGGUGUACCAGAACGUCCAGGAGAGCGCCAGUAUCCCAUUGAUCCCCCUGGGUCUUAAGGAGACUAAGGAUGUGGACUACUCUGUGCCCUUUAAGGACUUCCUCCUUGAGCACUACAGUGAGGACGGACACGAUUUCCAGGAGGAGAUUUCCGACCUCAUGGACCAGAGACAGGCCUGUCGGACCCCCAGUCGGAGUGAGGAGGGCAUUGACCUGUUGGCCGGUUACUUCAGUCAGCUGGCUCUGCUGGAGAGCAGGUUCUUCUCCCCUAAUCGCCAGAUCGGAAUCUUCUUCACCUGGUACGACACGUUUACAGGCGUGCCGGUGUGUCAACAGAACAUCUCUCUGGAGCGUGCGAGUGUGCUCUUCAACAUGGGCGCCCUCUACACACAGAUCGCCACGCGCUGCCACAGACAGAGCAGCUCCGGCCUGCAGGAGGCCAUCAGCGCCCUCCAGAGAGCUGCAGGCGUGCUGCACCACCUGAAGGAGACGUUCACACACACGCCCAGCUACGACAUGAGCCCGGCCAUGCUGAGCAUGCUGGUCCGCAUGAUACUGGCGCAGGCCCAGGAGUGUCUGUUCGAGAAGAUCGCCCUGCCCGGCAUACGCAACCUCUUCCUGUCUCUGCUCAAGAUGGCCCAGGAGACCGCCAAGGUGAGUGAGAUGUAUGACCACGUCCACCAGUCCAUGAUCCAGACGCCAAUCAAAGACAACGUGCCAUUCUUCUGGUCCACGAUGGCGCAGGUGAAGAGCAGCCACUACCGCUCACUGGCCCACUACUUCACUGCUACCGCACUCAUGGACCAUGAGGUGAACCCUAGUGACGAUGAGGACCAGCAGGAGAAGGCCUUCUCUCAGAUGUACGACGCCAUGCCUGACGCACACCCCCCUCUGGACAUCCUCAAGAACACGAAGGAGCGCCAGCGCAUCGGUAAAGCUCACCUGCGGCGGGCGAUCCUGGAGCACGAGGAGGCGUUGCGUAUCUACAGCUUGUGUCGGGAGCUGCGGAGGCUGGACAUCCUGGGCGACAUCCUGCAGGCCACGCUCAAGCGCUCGCUCGCCAAGUUCGCCCUGCACGAGGACGAGGACGAGUUCACAGACUACAUGGAAGCGCCUGACAUCAACUCCAAGACGGAGCAGAAGGCUGAGAUGGAGGUCCCGGGGUCCACUAAGGUGAAAGUCACAGACCUUUUCCAGCGACUGGGCCCACUCUCUGUCUUCUCAGCAAAGCAGCGCUGGACCGCUCCCCGUACGAUCAGACUCCGUCCAGAGGACCGUGACAUUGGCUUCACGCUGAAGGGCGACGGCCCGGUCCAGAUCCAGUCUCUGGACCCACUCUGCCCGGCUGCGGCGGACGGACUGCGCGAGGGCGACUACCUGGUGGGGGUGGGCGAGGUGGACUGCAAGUGGAGCAGCGUGACAGAGGUGACGCGGCUGCUGCGUGACGUGGACGAGAGCGGAGUGGACAUCCGAGUGGUCAGCAUGAUGGACACCAGCCAGCCUCUGCCUCCCAAGAGCGCCACCUACUGUGGGGGUCUGCCCAAGACCUACUCCAUGAUCUGCCUGGCCUUCAACGACGAGGACAAGAACCCCAAGUCCCGCAAGGUGACCAAGAAGAUGUCCUUCCUGAGCUGGGGCCUGAAGAACAAGAGCGCCAGCACCCUGAGCCUGCCCACGGCCGACCACAGCGCCAGCGGCCUGCCCUGGCAGAGGCCCUGCCCCGCCUUCCCCAGCUCCUACAACGACAGCGCUCUGUACUAGACACACACACACACACACACACACACACA
Molecule: messenger RNA, 2471 nt
Organism: Clupea harengus (Atlantic herring)
Lineage: Eukaryota; Metazoa; Chordata; Actinopteri; Clupeiformes; Clupeidae
Gene: rhpn2
Product: rhophilin, Rho GTPase binding protein 2
Exons: 15
Coding region: 388-2442 (684 amino acids)
Biological process (GO): negative regulation of stress fiber assembly; signal transduction
Molecular function (GO): protein binding
Source: RefSeq, a predicted model, not a curated record